Staurois parvus is the source of this 339-nucleotide messenger RNA. The record is from the annotation of a GenBank genome assembly. Lineage: Eukaryota; Metazoa; Chordata; Amphibia; Anura; Ranidae.
AUGCAAAUGCCGGUUCUCGGCUGCACUUUCCUCACGCUGUCAGAUCGUGAGGAAAGUACUGCCGAGAACCGGCAGUUGUCAGAGCGGGGAUCGGCACCGAUCAUCAGGGCACUGAUGAUCAGUGCCCUGAUGAUCGGUGCCCAGCAGUGCCACCCACAAGUUUCCGCCCACCUGUGCCCAGCACUCCGCCCACCUGUGCCCAGCAGUGCACCCAGCUGUGCCCAGCAGUGCCACCCACCUGUGCCCAGCAGUGCCACCCACCUGUGCCCAGAAAUGCCACCCACCUGUGCCCACCAGUGCCCAUCAGUGCUGCCAGUCAGUGCCACCAGUCAGUGCCCA